GAGCUGCAGUAGAAUGUGUCCAUGCAGAGCGGCCAAGAAGCUGUGGCAGUGGACAAGGAUCCCAGGACUCCUACCAGUGUGCGUGAGCCGGCUGUGCCUGUUUGUUCCCUGGAGAGUGGAGUGCUUGAACAGGGAAUCAAAAAGUCCAUAACUGGUGCUGAUGAGAUGCAAUCUACCCAGGAUAAGUGCUCCAAUGGGGCUGCAACAAAGGGCAAAGGGAAGGGGACAGAGGUAGCUGUUGGUGAGUCAUCCAGUGGAGCUGGCAAAUGGGUGGUUAGUAAAACAGAGAGCGGUGCUGCAGUGACCGACCCUCUGGUGGCUCGACCCCGAAGAGGCUGAGGACCGCAAGCUCUG
Panicum virgatum (switchgrass) is the source of this 354-nucleotide messenger RNA. Its product is annotated as meiosis-specific protein PAIR2-like. Lineage: Eukaryota; Viridiplantae; Streptophyta; Magnoliopsida; Poales; Poaceae. The record is from RefSeq and is a predicted model, not a curated record. The transcript has 3 exons. The coding region runs from base 22 to 339 and encodes 105 amino acids.